CUUAGCUGCAGCUUUGAGAGUGGUGUGUCGAUUUAAAGGCCGCUCUAGACAACCAUUUCCAGUAUCAAACUAACAUAUUGAGUAGUGAUAUUAAGCUAGCUAGAGUUAGAGAUGGGGUUAAAGGGUAAGUUGAUAGCGGCAGUAGAGUUCAAGCUCGGCGGAGAUUUGUUCCAUGAGCAUUUCAGGUACAAACCUCACAAAAUUUCCACAGCUAGCCCGGAGAAACUGCAUGGAUGUGAUUUGCUGGAGGGUGAAUUUGGUCACGUUGGCUCCGUUAUGUAUGCGACGUACACCACCGAUGGGAAAAAGAAGAAAAUAAAAGAAGUUGUUACGAAAAUCGAUGAAGAGAAGAAGCUGAUUGAGUACAAGGUCUUAGAAGGGGACUUGAUGGAGCAAUACAAAGCAUUCACAAUCACAAUCCACGUGGAGAAAAAGAACAAAAUUGAUUUGGCCACGUGGACCCUGGAGUAUGAGAUGCUCAAUGAAGAAGAUGUGGAACAUCCCAUUUCAUUCCUCUCCUUCCUCUUGGACCUCACCAAAGACGUCGAGACUCAUCACAAACUCAACCUUUGAUAUGAUGAAUCCUAGUUCCAUCGACUUCAUUGGCCAAUGUUUUAGGCCAUCUUUUAAAAUCAUUCUAAUAAACAAAAAUUGUCACUUUGUAAUAGAAUUUGUGACGGGCUUACGAAAAAGUCCAUACAAAAUCCUUUACAUAUGGAUAGUUUUUAGUACUUUCGAGUGACGUUUUUUAUUGAGUUUGACUUUUGUAGUACCGAGUAGUAGUGAUGGUUUGGUGCUUUCAAUUUGUAUCGGAAUAAGUGAUUGCAUAUUGUGUCAUGUAUCUAUCACCAUGAAUGA
This is a messenger RNA of Cuscuta epithymum, 858 nucleotides long. Lineage: Eukaryota; Viridiplantae; Streptophyta; Magnoliopsida; Solanales; Convolvulaceae. The record is from the annotation of a GenBank genome assembly.